GAAUUUUCUGAUAUAUCUUGUAUAAAAGUUUUUAACUAUUAAAUAUUUAAUGUGAAUAUAAGUGAGAUUUUUUAUGUCGGAAAAUAUAGAUACAUCGAUUAAAUGUGUGAAAAAAUAAAUAAGGAAUUAAGAACUUUUGACGAAUUGGUCACAAGGCGAUUGAUCUGCCACAAGGAGAGCAGAGAAAAGCAAAAACUAAAAAUGAUGGAGGAGUGCUUCACAAAUAAAUUAAAUAAAAAGUGAAUUAUAAGUGAAAUAAUUUAAAAAUUAAUAUUAUAUAUAAAUAUAAAAAAAUUUAUUAGUUGAAACGUGUUAUGUUUGUUGUGUGCAACGUCGUAAAAUUCAUCGAUUUUGCACUAGUGUAUCAACAGCAUUGCUUUAUAGUUUAAAACUGCUAGUGAAAUAAUGGAACAAUUAAAAAAAAUGAUUCUAGUAUAUUAGGAAGUCUUAGCUUCUUUUAUAAUAAAUUAUGGAUUCACAUGAAUUAAAAUCACCUGGAUCACGUCCAAUACAUACACAAUCUUCGUCACAGCAAGUAGUAAGUGAACAUUUGAAUCUUCCGCCUCCCACUCCACAGUUGAAUAUCAGUAAUGGAACUCAUUUGAGUAUGCCUGUUAGUAGUUCAAUGGUAGGAAGUGAUAACAACAGCACGUUUUUCAAUAAUGCACAACACUCGCAACAAUUACCUCCGCCACCAGCUACUGAUUUUGAUUCUGACACAGAACUUUCAAUAGUUGCAGCUUCAGCGGCAGCAGCAGCAGCAGCAGCGGCGGCAGCUGCGGCUGUUACAGGUUCAACUGAAUCAACGCAAACCAAUGGUCACAUUGGUGGUGGUGGUAAUGGCGGUAGUAACAGCAACAAUUUAAGCCUGAACGCUAAGCAGCAACGGCAGCAAAAACGACGCCGUGAACGUGCUCAGCGUCUGCAGGCAGAACGUGAUAACCGCUGCACCACUACCACCACAGCCACUGGGCUGCUAUAUCACGCCAAUAGCGCUGGAAGCAUGGGCGAGGAUAGCAACAAUUCCAAUGGAAACUUUACGAGUAGUAGUAAUGGCAGCAAUAAUGUUUUACCUCCAACAGACAGUAUUGCUUCAUUACUUCUAAAUCCUCCCCACUCUCCAGAAUGCCAUUCAGGUUUAAUGGCUUCGCCAAGUGAUAGUGAAGGUGAGUCACUUGAUGAAGAUCUUCUGUCUACAUCAUCAUCGUCAACAUUACUUCUGCCACGUGAUAAACCUCCACCACGUCCUCCACCCCCUGUACGGAGGAAAUUGCCACGUUCACCAGUGUUAGAAGAAGAAAUAAUUGACGGCUUUGCAAUACUUGAAUUUAAAACAUACGAAGACUUAGAAUUUGCAAUUAAGCUGGGACAAAAACGCAAAGAGAAACGUUUAUCGGCACUGGAAGAACUGACAUGCACAUAUAGCAUUGAAGAGACUAAAAUGCCAAAGAUCAUUGAUACAGGCCAACCACAUCCAAUAAGAAAUUUAGGUGGUCCCAUUAACAAUAAUGUGAAAGAAAACAAUGUACGUUUGGGAAAUAUGAACAAUAGCAAUACACCACAAGCGAUGGAAACGGAUUCAAUUGGAAUCAAUUGGAAAAGCCAGUAUAAUAACAAUAGUAAUUUGACAAACUCAAAUCAAAAUACUAAUAUGAGCAGUAAUGUUAAUAAUCAUAUAAGUAAUUCAAAUGCAACAAUUACUAACCACAAUGGCAGUUCUAUUGUUGGAUCUGUACCCAUUGAAAAUAAUUUAAGUAAAAAUGUAACUUUAACGGAAAAUAAUAGCACAAAUAAUGGUGAUAACGGUAAUACCGUCAUGCAGUCAGUUGAUAUAUGUAGAAGGCCAGGAUCUACUAGUUCUUCCGCUCUAACAAGUAGUACAGAAUGUUUAAACCCAACUGAAAAUUCUAUAAAUGUUACUGGAAUAGAAAAUAAUGUAACAAAUUCUGUACCAGUUACAAUUUCAAAUGCAUUACCGCAAGAACGAAAUAGUUUAGGUAUAUCAAGUAAUUCUCAACUGAAUUCUAUUAAUUCAAUUGUAGAAAGCAUCCGACCUGUAAUACCGGAUACUGCAAAAAGCUCUAAAAUAACUGCCAUUGAUACGAUAGGCUCAAAGAACUUCGCUAGUUAUGCAGUUAAUAAACCUAAUACACAAGCACAUGAUGUUAAAAUGAGCAACAGUGAAGCAAUAGUACCAGAUUUGAGAAAUAUAAAUUCAGUCCCAGUGCAAAGUAUACACCAUAAGGAUGAGUUAAAGGAUCGUCUAACUGAUAGCGGUGUAAGAUGUAGUACUGCGGGCAAAGGAUUUAAUAUCUGUGAUAGUGGAAAUGAUGAGAUUAAGGGCUCUGAAAAGUUAGGACCUAUUGUUUUUCCUUCAACCCCUACUCAACAUAUUUCAAAUGCAACUCCAAGUCCAACAACGCCUCGAAAAUCUUCUGACUAUCCACAACAAGCGGGUUCAAAUUCCUCAGUGCAAAGUAAUGAAUCAUUUUCAAAUUCUUCUAUUGGACCUUCUAUUGGAUCAAUAUCAGUUGCUGGUGUGUCGGUUAAAGAAAAUGUGGUGCAAGGCAAUAAUAAUCAAAUUGGCGCAGUUACUGCUCCGGUUACUCAACAGAGUCAAACUUUCACACCACCAACAGCAACGGUUACAUCAGCAGAGAAACCGCCAUUGGGACCAACAAUACAACAAACACCUGCAGUCGCUGUACAACCAAACAAUCUUCCAAUAUAUUCACCAGCAACACAGGUUUCAAACGAUCCUAGAAGUUCAAUUAAAUCGCCAGCGUUAUCUCAGCCAAAUGAUAAUUACGGAUCAAAAAUACCUAGUUCGAAUGCUGGUCAUUUUAUUUCGUCACCUAAUGCACCAAUUCAUGUUAAAAAUUUACUGCCAACGAGUACAUCUAAUCCUCAAGUUGGUAUUGGAACAAUAUUGCCUACAACUUCUGCACAAGGUGGUAUUGUUGGGUUCAGUGGUAAAUUACCACCACCUUCAGCACAACCUGCACCACCACCAAGUAAUUAUACUACAGCACCAAUAAUUACUUCUUCGCAAAAACCAAGUGAACCUCCUUCACCAACGACGGACUCAAAUAAAACAGGGCCUAGCCCGACUGUAGUAAAUGGAUACCUUCCUUCUUUUGCGCCAACAAACGCACAAAAUAUAAACAAUGCACGUAUUUCUCCACAUACGCAUGCACAACCGGUUGCAUCUGUAACAAGUAUUUCUGCGACUCCUACGCUAACAACAGCAUCAACAUUAGCUUCCGCACCAAAAAUUGCUUCUAAUACUGCUUCUUCAGUAGCUAGUAAUAAUGUUACUACUUCUGCUGGCCAUAAUUUCUCUCAAGGAAUUCCUAAUGCUCCUGGUGUAGGUACACCUCCAACUGGAGUUUUAAGCGGUGGUUUGCCGCCAAACGGUAUUUCUCCAUUAUUAAUACAUUCGUCUCCCUAUCGACCACCAUAUGCAAAUUAUGCAUUAUAUACACCUUACAAUAAUCUUCAAUAUGGACCUUAUCUUCCUCCAGCAGUGCCAUCACCCAGUGCAUCUCCGCGUACAAUAGAUACACGCACAAAUCGAGAGUCUACUAUGGUAUCAGUCACAAAAUCAGCAGGAAUGCGACCUUUAACUCCAGUUAGUACAACUGCAACUACAGCUAUAGCAGCAAAUGCGAAUGUUCCUUCCAGCACUCCUACAUCGACAACAGGCUCAGCACCACAUAUGAUGCAUCAUAUACCAUACGGCGUUGGACCACAUGUACCUCCAGCACCACCACAAACAUCAGUGACCGUUGGAAUGCAAGGACCUAGUCCUAUAAGCCAUAGUCAUAAUAGCAGUGCAAUUAAUUCAUCGGGUGCAAUGCCUGCUGUUGCCACAACUUUAAGUAACAGUAUUCCACCUCCAUCAUUAAAUAGAGAACCGCAAUUACUUCCACCUCCACAAUCCCACAUGGUCCCCCAACCACACCAACCACACCUACCACCUCCUCCAAUUCCGUCAGCGCAUUCUGGACCACAUAUGACUUCAAUGUCACAUAUACUAUCUCACCCACAACACACAAUGCUACGUGGUGCUUCUCCUAGUACUGCCAGUAACAACAACAGUGGAGGGAUUCCAGGUUCUGUUUCGUCGUCUGUGAUUCAAAGGGUAAUAUCUCCUAAAAGUGAAAGUCCGAAUAAAGAACGGGAUCCUAACUUUAGCAUGUCACGACCAUCAUCUGCUAAUACUCAUAGUGGUCCUGUACCUACUCCAUAUAUUAGCAUAGCAAAUACCAUAGGAACAAAUUUACCAGCAGCUUUUAGUACGGUUUCAUCUUUACAUCCUUCGCAAUCUCUUCCAGCAACAACGUUUGCAACUUCUCAUUCAGUAUCAUCUAAUCCUAGUCUACCCUACCCUUCAAAACCAUCUCAUUGGCCUAGUUCAUCCGGGCAAAUAACAACGCCAACGAUGACUGCUACUUCUUCCAGUGUUGCACCGCGGCCAACUCCGCCUUCGCCAAUUAACAAUUCGACUGUAGCAGCAACAGUGUCACAUUCGGUUUCUCCUCAAACAACACAUUCCAUAAGCACCGCACCGUCUUUUCAGCCACCAUUUUUCGCUACACCAUUACCGCAUCCUCAAACUGCUGCGCCGACAGCUAGUAAUUCUGCUGCAAUUACACCAACAGCACCUGCAUCUUCGUCAAUGACAACAGCAGCAAGUACAACACCAGUUACUGUAGCUUCUACACCAACAGCUCCUCAUCCAUUUUCUGCAGAAUCUCUUUUUCAACCAAGUAAAAACGACCAAGCAGAUUUAUUGCGUCGAGAAUUGGACAGCCGGUUUUUGGAUCGUUCUGGUUUAGCAGUUCCUCCUCCAACUCCUCAAUCAACAUACCUACGUCAGGAGCUACAUCAUCAUCAACAUCAACAUACUCAUUUACAUCAGCACCAACAAUUGCUGCCAUCUGCAAUACCUGCAGCGAUUCCAACAGCUCCACCUGCACCCGCGCCAAUAUUUGCACCUCCUUUAUUUAAGGACAUUCCUAAAAUAGCUGCUGUAGAAUCGCCAUUUUACCGAACUGGAAUAGGUUUACCUGUGUAUUCAGGCUAUAAUCCCGCUAGUUUACUACAUCCUGGUCUAGGAGGUCCAACUCCUUUUAUGCCUCCUAACCAUUUAACUUCAUUUGCUCCAAAACCGUUACCAUCAUCGCCCUCUACCAAUCCACCAACGAAUCUUGAUUCCUCUAAGUCGACUAAAUUUACGAAAACGGGACGAUGGAACGCAAUGCAUGUGCGUAUUGCGUGGGAGAUCUACUAUCAUCAAAAUAAACAAAAUCCUGAUAAGCAUGGUGGUGUAUCGGCGCCUGGUCCUAGCAGUAGUAUCAGUGGUUCUCAAAGUAGUGUACCAUCAGUUUUAAGUAGUGGACCAACGCCACCUGCAACACCAUCUAUGAGUAUUAAGGCAUCCCCGUCAUUAUCGUUAAGUAGUGCUUCACCUCAUAUGUUACAUCGGCCAGGAGAAAUUCCAUCUGCUGCAGCUUAUGCAAGCGCAUUACCUGGACGAUCACCGUUUGAAGCUUCACCAUUGUCAACAAGUUUUAUUGGAGCACCACCAAGUCAUAUUGGGACAGCAGUUUCACCGUUUGGUCGCUAUGUAGGUCCAUUUGGAUUUGCUGGUCUAUCACAUUUUGGACGAGAAAUACCCCUUGGAGGAACAUUGCAUGACCCGUGGAGAAGGUUAGCUGCAUUGCAACGUAGUGUACCUUAUCAUCCAGCUACUGGUUCACCAGGUUGGCCUAUGAAGCCUGAUGUAGCGUUAGAUAAUGCUCGACGAGAAGCUGAAGAACGUGAACGUGAAAGGGAAAUGAGAGAACGAGAACAACGUGAACGUGAAAGGCAGCGAAGAGAACGUGAAGAGCGUGAACGUAAAGAAAAGGAAGAAAAAUUAAAACGUGAGCAGCAGGAACGAGAACGAGAAAGGGAGAGAGAACGUGAACGUAAAGAACGCGAACGCCGUGAAAUGGAAAGACGAGAAUUAGAACGAGAAAGACUGUUACAGCAACAAAGAAUUAAUGAAAGUAAUAAAAUAUCUCAAGCUGCUGCAGUUGCUGCAAUGAAUGUUAUGCCACGUGAUAGAUCACCAUUAAGAAAUGAUUUAAGCAUCACCGGAGGUGAGAUACGAAUAAAAGAGGAACACCCGCGAACGAAAGAAGAACAAGAUGCCAUGAUGAUGCGAGCUACAGCAGCAGAUCCACGAUAUCAUUCUUCGUUAGCGGCUGCGCAAGCUAGUGCCGCAGCGCAUCAUGCAUCAUUUUUGGCUAGCAGACAUGGUCCACAUGUUCCCCCUCCACCACCACAUCUUUCACGUACAAUGAUGCCUCCUUCUUUAGGUGGUCCACCUUUAACACAUUUUGGACCACCUGCACCACCAGGCUGGCCCAUGGAUCCUUAUCGUGACCCAUAUGGACCAAUGUUGCGGUACAAUCCAUUAAUGGAAGUAGCUUUACGACAUGAUGAAGAGAGGCAUAAAGCUGCUAUGAGCAUGUAUGCUGUUCAAUCGGCAGCACAUCUUAGAGGAAAGGAGCCAAGUCCCAUUCCUCCGCCUUCAGUUGGUCCAUUAGGUCCUCCUCAUCAUCGUAUAGCACCAUCACCGUUAACAGUACCACAGUCAUCAAUGAGUGGGAAACCUCCAUCUUUAGGUGGUAUGCCACCACAUCCAAUGGCUGUUGAUGUGUUACAUACAACAAAAAAAGAAGACCCAACAUUAACAGGACUUGGUGUUGGCUCAACACCAUCACCUGCUGCUUCGGGUCGAUGAUAAAUGUCGCUGGCGAAAAUGUAAUGAAUUAUUUUAUUUUCUUAUAUUUAUACAUUCUUAUCAAGCUUUCUUUAUCAUUUUUGUUUAUAAUGU
This is a messenger RNA of Teleopsis dalmanni, 6889 nucleotides long. RefSeq names its product nuclear pore complex protein DDB_G0274915 (gene tay). The record is from RefSeq and is a predicted model, not a curated record. Lineage: Eukaryota; Metazoa; Arthropoda; Insecta; Diptera; Diopsidae. The transcript is spliced from 14 exons. The coding region runs from base 470 to 6796 and encodes 2108 amino acids.